Chenopodium quinoa (quinoa) is the source of this 1228-nucleotide messenger RNA. Its product is annotated as glycine-rich RNA-binding protein 3, mitochondrial-like. The record is from RefSeq and is a predicted model, not a curated record. Bases 441 to 845 code for a protein of 134 amino acids. The transcript has 2 exons. Lineage: Eukaryota; Viridiplantae; Streptophyta; Magnoliopsida; Caryophyllales; Amaranthaceae.
AAAACCUAUACAAAUAGUUAAUCCAUGGGACAAGUAAAUUGAAACGAAAAGAGUAUCAAAUGUGAACACACGGUAUACGGGCCUAACAACUAAAGUUGUAUGUUAAGCUCAUCCUUUAAAGUGGAUAAACCCAAAACCCAAAAACCAAAACCCAAAACCCAAAAAAACGUUAACAAACAAAAAAGGACAAUUCCAAACUUAUUUCUCUAUAUUCCCUAAAAUUCUUCCAUUUCUAUUUAUUAAAGCAAACUUCUUUUUCUCCCCUGCUUCCAUAACACUGCACCACCUGUCCAAAACAAAAAGAACUUUUAUAAAAGGAAAAAAUAAAUUGUUCGAAUGAAGUUCAGAAUCCCGUGUCUUCACUCUUGAGGAGAGAGAAAACUGCGAAAAAAAUGAAAUAAUUUUGGGUUUUCUGGGUGGUUUUUCUGCAAAUUCAUCUCAUGCUACUCGCUUCUAAUUCUUCUAAUCUAGCUUUGCAAGACCAUAAUAACAUGAAGGAAACUGAGGUGUUGUCAGAAGACAGUCGAAUGCAUAUAACCGCAAUUAGCAAGAGAGGUGGAGGUGGUGGUCAUGGAGGUGGCGGUCAUGGAGGUGGUGGGGGUCAUAGUAGUGGAGGCCAUGGUGUUGGCAGUGCAAGUCAUGGUGGUGAAGGAGGAGUUGGCGGUGAUGAAGGCCAUGGAAGAGGAGGGAAGCUUCCAUUCUAUGGAGCUGCUGGGGCAGCAGCUGUUGCUGCUAGAAACAGGGGUCACCACCAGCAGAAAGGCUCGAAUUGUGCCCCUGCACAGCUUGGGUUAACUCUUCCUUCAUCAUUAUUAGGUCUUGGAAUCUUUCUUAUUCGAUUUUAAGCUUACUAGUAGAUGAAUAUCAGAGUGAGACUUCUUAGUUUUUGGGGAUUACGGAUACUCUUAACAAUGCUACAAUCCUUGCUAGGCUUCCGAUCCAUUACUCUACCGGACUACAAGUACGUUUCCAUGAGAAGAUAUCGCCACUUGCUUGAGGAGUGUCUGUUACGUUUGUCUUGGUCUACUCUCUAGUCUCGACUACUUAUACAAAAUAUAUUUAAUAGGCCUUUAACUUUUAAAUUUUACUCAGGUGUGAAUCCAAAUUAAAUCUUUAACUUCUAAAAUUUACUCAGGUGCGAAUUCAAAUUAAAUCUUCUUUUGCACAGUUUGUGUAUCAUUUGUAUGUCAUUCAAAUUUAUUGGUUGAUACGUGGCAUUAGCUCUAUA